ACCGUGUCACGCAGCUUAGAGGGAACAGUGCUCAUAAUGCUUUCCAUGGUCAGGAAGAGGCGCAGACCCUGUCGUGGCUCUUGAUUGGGACGUUGCUGGAUGACGUAAUUGUUCUUGCCACACUGAGCGCGGAGGCUGCUGGGUAGAAAGGUCAAGAAUCGAUGGCCGCGCCGGACGCGGUGGGCUGUGUUCAGGGAACUGUUGGCUUUAUGGGGCCGAUGGAAACUCACGAAAGGACCACACGGCGGCUUUAACGGAGAGCCGCGCUGGGCGUCGCUUAUAUUCCGGGGAAACGCUGAGCUCGUCGUGCUUUGAUUUCCUGACUCUCUGCCUCCCUAACAGACUCAUUGUUGUUGUUUUGGCUUCAUCCGUCGGACACACACACGCUGCUCCCCGAGAUCCUCCCCCGUCUGAGACCGGAGUCCAGACUGCCAGAGUGAUGGUCUGCUGUCCGUCCCUGGAAGAUGGAUGAGAAAUCCAGCAGCAGCAGCCACCACAGGCUUCUGAUCGUCCUGCUCAUGGUUAUGCUCUUUGGCGUAAUUAUGGUCCAGUAUGUGUGCCCGAGCAGGUCUGAGUGCCAGGCGCUGCACCGGCUGGGAUCCUGGUUUAACAGCGGCAAAGCGACUGGGACCCGGGUAGGGGACAGCGAACUCCCGGACGGGUUUCAGAAGGAUCCGUACAUUGCGGAAGACGGCGCUAUGGCCCGGUUUGUCCCUCGUUUUAACUUCACCAAAGAAGACUUAAAUCGCGUCGUAGACUUCAAUAUCAAAGGGGACGAUGUCAUAGUGUUUCUGCACAUUCAGAAGACAGGGGGGACGACCUUUGGGCGACAUCUGGUGAGAAAUAUCCAGCUAGAGAGACCCUGCGAGUGUCACGCAGGUCAGAAGAAGUGUACCUGUUUCCGUCCAGGUAAAAAGGAAACCUGGCUCUUCUCCCGUUUCUCCACCGGAUGGAGCUGCGGCCUCCACGCAGACUGGACUGAGCUGACUAGCUGUGUCCCAUCACGCAUGGACUCCCGAGAGGCUCCGAGGAGUCUGCCCAGCAGGAACUAUUAUUAUAUCACCAUCUUAAGAGACCCUGUAUCACGCUACUUGAGUGAGUGGCGUCACGUACAGCGCGGCGCCACGUGGAAGGCCUCAUUACACGUGUGUGAUGGACGUUCACCAACGCUGUCAGAGCUGCCAAGCUGCUAUUCAGGAGAUGACUGGUCAGGCUGCUCCCUGCAGGAGUUCAUGGACUGUCCCUACAACCUAGCCAACAACCGGCAGACCCGCAUGCUGGCUGACCUCAGCCUGGUUGGCUGCUACAACGUUUCCACCAUGAGCGAGGAGGAGCGCUGGGCAGUGCUUUUGGAGAGCGCCAAACGCAACCUGCGGGGCAUGGCCUUCUUUGGACUGACCGAGUACCAGCGUAAGACCCAGUACUUGUUCGAGCGCACCUUCAACUUGGAGUUCAUCGCGCCCUUCACGCAGCUCAACGGCACACGCGCCUCCAGCGUGGAGGUACCUCCAGAGACGCAGCGCAGAAUCCGCCAGCUGAACCGAUGGGACGUAGAGCUAUACGAGUACGCCCGCGACCUUUUCCUGCAGCGUUUCCAGUUGGCGAGGCAGCAGGAGCGCAGGCAGGCCAGGGAGAGGCGACAACAGGAGAGGAGGCGGCUCCGUGGUGGGCUCAGAACAAACCAAGGGAGGCAGCUGAAGCCCACAGAAACGCCGCGUCCCACCAACAGCCGCUCUGUUGUAACCGAGGAGCGGCGGAGAGAAAAGCCUGCUGAGGACAGCGUGGCGUCUGAAGUGCCACUCCCAGACUGGUGGGAUCUGGAUGAGAAUAGCACUUUAGAGGACUAUUUAGACAAUGUGGAACAGUGGUAGCGAUGGGUACGAGCAGUGGGGUGUCUUAAUGCUAAGUGUGCCAACUUCUGCCUUGUCUGUUUUCAUAUAUCCAAGUUAUUUUUAGCAUAUACCUUCCACAGAUGUCCUAUUGAACAGUCUUAAACGACACAUUAUUUAUAUUGAUUAUAUUUCUUUCCCACAUGGACUCACAGAAAGGCAAGCUAUAUCGGUCUCAGUGAUGGUACUUAACCUUCAACACUACAUAUUGAACCUACCUGAACUCCUAAUAUAAUGUAGCUAAAACAACAAAUUGUUGUUUUAUUCCUCUUUGUUGCAAAGGUACACUUUAAUAUGUUUUUCUAUUUAAGAAAACAAACACUGUUUCUGGUGAUUAAUAAUCUAUAUGUUUGCCAAAUCAUUGUCUGGUCUGCGGUGUGUACAUUUCGAAAUGUACCUGUGAUCUCAAGUGUCUUUUUAGUAACAGAAAAUGAGAAUGGAGUUUUUUUUAGAUACCUCAAUGUAUAACAUUAGCUGCUAAAGUUGUACAAUUACUGAAUGUGUCUGUUUUGCUUUUUGUUUUUAAUAUAAAACAAAUGCUGUUGCAUCUGCUGAAUUGCUCUUCUGUUCUUCCCAAAUGGAGAUGUCUCCUUUUUCCUCGCUGAUAUCCUUUUGUCUGCGAAUGCAACACAAAAGAGUGCACGCUUUUGUGUUGCACGUGCAGACCUUUGAAAAACCAGCAGGGAGCGCUGAAGCAACUUUAAUGAAACAGCAACUUCCUGAUACUCACGGAGGUAAUAGCUUUUUCUUGAAUUCGGUUGGGUAGUAUUAAGAUCAUCUUUAAAAGCACCUCGGAAAAUUUGAUGUGUAUAAAAUAUUAAAUAAAUGUUUAGCACAGCAAAUGGAAAAUUAUUAUUUGGAGUUUACCAGAUUGUGAAAAGUUAUUGGCUACUCUUUGAUUUAAUACUAGUAACUUUUAGAAAUGUAUAAGGUUGUUGACAGGAAUCUAAAAUCCUGAUAAGCAGGCGUAUAUUACUCCAGUGUACCUUGUUUGAAUGCUAGUUUAACUCAAAAUGAGUACACUUGCAGAUAAUUAGGCUAAACAACAAAUCAUUUUAGGUAUUUUUAAGGAACUAACAUUUUAACACACUUUUUUAAAAGUGUAUUAAAAACAUGGUACCACUUCACUAUUGCUAUGGUAGCCUCUGUACUAUACCACAGUCGUUUUUAUAAACAGCCCCCCAUUUUCAGAGGCUUCUGAUAAGUAGUUUCAUGGUCAGGCAAGACAUGUAACUCGAUUCAAAGUGUUAAAUUUAUACUUUAAAGCUUUAUAUUUUUGAAAAGGAGGCCCAAAGAGAGAGAGGUCAUCAUCAAAAUAAAUCUAUCAGAGAGAUGGCAUAAACUUUAGGAGUCACCGAAUAAACAAUCUGGUGAAUUGUUAAAAACAAUGAAUGUACUGACCAGAUCGGCGACACCAAAAAGCCUGAAAAGACCACAGAAGAAAACUAAAGUUAUUUCUAUAGUUAAGAAAAACAACUCUAACAUCUAAAAAGUCAAGAACACUCUCGAGGAGGCAUAUCAUUGUGAAGGUCAACAAUCAAGAAUGUAAAUACAGAUUAUUUACAGCAAGGUGAAAACUACCAGUAACAAUCAAAUCCAGGAAGGUCAGAUUAGACUUUGCCA
Molecule: messenger RNA, 3512 nt
Organism: Haplochromis burtoni (Burton's mouthbrooder)
Lineage: Eukaryota; Metazoa; Chordata; Actinopteri; Cichliformes; Cichlidae
Gene: hs6st2
Product: heparan sulfate 6-O-sulfotransferase 2
Exons: 2
Coding region: 465-1871 (468 amino acids)
Cellular component (GO): membrane
Molecular function (GO): heparan sulfate 6-sulfotransferase activity
Source: RefSeq, a predicted model, not a curated record